CAUCUCUCACCCCAGCUUUUCAUUCUGAUCGAUAUGGCUGAUGCCAUGACUUACGCUGACCUGAGGUUCAUGAAGGUUCCACAGAACGAUUUCCAACAAGAAUGUACUGAUCAUGAACUAGGGGAAGGAGAAAUUAUGUAUGAGAAUGUGAGGAACCUAAAAGCUCCCACAGAAAAUGCAACAACUGAGGGGCCCUGGAUUACAGCUACUGCAGGAUGUCAGGCAUGUGCCCCUUACCUAACCCAAGGGCUUCUAGUGUUUUGUCUUAUUUUUACUGGGACCACAAUUGGAAUGACAGUAAAAUAUGUUAAGGUCUCCAGUGAAUUACAGCAGUUGUCUGCUAUUAAAGACAAACUGUCUGACAGAAUACAGAGCAUGGAGCGCACACUAGGUGACACUGAUGUGACACUGACCAGGAACAAUCAGGAACUAGAGCAAGUACUGCAGAAUCACAGUGACACCAGCAAAACCUUACUGCAGUGUCAGCAAACAGCCAGAGAGGCAGCACAGAGUCUGCACGAUCUACAGGCUACAAAGGAGGAAAUCCUGCAGGAAAAAGAAAGUAUUGCUCAGACGCUGAGGGACAAAGAAGAAGAAUUAAAAAGAAUUGAGGAAGGUUAUUGCCCUCAGGGUUGGCGGCUAUUUGAUAAGAGAUGUUUAUACUUUUCAAAAUCAGAAAAAUCCUGGGCUGACAGUGUAAAGGAUUGUGAAAGCAAAAACUCUACUCUUCUUGUCGUUGAAAUGGAUGACACGGUUACUAAGAACUUUCUAGCCAAUGAACAAACAGAUUUCUGGGCUGGGAAAAAAAUGAUAAAAAUGUCACAUAAGCAAGAAUGGAUUUGGCCUUUUGGAUAUCAAUGGCAGUACCAUGGUUGUUACAAAAUAAAACAAGGCGCAGUGACAGCGGAGAUCUGCUCAGAUCAACACAAAUGGAUCUGUGAGAAAAAGCUUGUUCUGGUUGACAUGAAGACUUGGAAAGAUUCAUAUAAAGCUCCACAAUUCUCAAUUUCUGACAAUGUUUAUUCAUGUUAUGUUAAAUAUUAUUAGCUAUAGGGAAUACUGCAGCAGUUAUAUUUUGAGCAAAGGAGGCAGUUUUACCCAACAAAAGCAGAUAAUUCAUAUGACAAAUAAAGGUAAACAAGCUGUUUAUAAACAAUUUAAUACACACUAGCAUGCUUGGAAACACAUUAAAAGUGAAACAAAAAUGACUGCACACUUUCCCUUUAAGCACGAACAUUUCAUAACAUUAUGUGCCAGAUGUAAAGAGUGGGAUUAGCCAUCUCUCCAGGGAGCCUCUAGACCUACCAACAUUUUUGGAGGCAAACAAUAACUGCAAAAAAACAUAUGAGAGGUGGGGGAAGUCCCAUGAAGUUAAAACACAGUUUGUAACAAACUGGUGUUUUUUUAUUAUUAUUAUUUUAUGGAUCAUUAAAACUGCUUGUUUUACAAUGAAUACAAA
Molecule: messenger RNA, 1459 nt
Organism: Bombina bombina (fire-bellied toad)
Lineage: Eukaryota; Metazoa; Chordata; Amphibia; Anura; Bombinatoridae
Product: B-cell differentiation antigen CD72
Exons: 7
Coding region: 34-1047 (337 amino acids)
Cellular component (GO): plasma membrane
Molecular function (GO): transmembrane signaling receptor activity
Source: RefSeq, a predicted model, not a curated record